Pogona vitticeps (central bearded dragon) is the source of this 5684-nucleotide messenger RNA. RefSeq names its product ZFP91 zinc finger protein, atypical E3 ubiquitin ligase (gene ZFP91). NCBI's taxonomy places the organism in Eukaryota, Metazoa, Chordata, Lepidosauria, Squamata, Agamidae. Gene Ontology annotation, molecular function: transcription coregulator activity. Gene Ontology annotation, cellular component: nucleus. The record is from RefSeq and is a predicted model, not a curated record. Gene Ontology annotation, biological process: regulation of transcription by RNA polymerase II.
AGUAAGAACGGAAAUGCGUGCGUGCUCUUUCAGCUCCGCCUUCCCUAUUUCGGACGCCAUUUUGUCGCUGACUUUCGCCCGCCGCACGGCGGUGCUUUUUUUUCUUAAAGGAGAAGCUACAAUGUUUUUUUUAAAUCCAUCCCGACCAUGAAACUUCGGAAAGAGCGGAUGAUGUGAAAACGAAGGAACAGAUUUUGGAAAGGUACCGUCUUUCUUUUCCUUUCAUCCUUAAAAGGAGAGGCUCAGGGCGAGCUCUGUGGCCCGAACUACGGGAGGGGGCGAUUACUACAGGACGAACUGUUUUUAAGGAACAGUGACCCUUGCGUAGCCUCAAAUAUUAUACGGAAGGGCGCGCGGAACCUCCAUAAGGAUAUAUCUUCGAAUGAGCAGUUGAGAGCGUUUAACUUGGCGCGUGAGGGGAUAACUGUUAAACGGCUUCAGUUUUACGAAGAGCGCGCGCCACGGCCAGAAUUCAGACAGCGCGUGCACGCGCUGGUUCCCGAUGAGACUCGCCAGUUGAUUGGCUUACCCGGCUUACUGCUGUAAUUGGUUGACUCGCGAAGGGGUGGGUGGGGUGUGUCUUGUAUCUUUCCUCCUGAUUGGCUGGCGUCGGGAGCUCUUACGUGCCGCUUCAACUUUGAACUUGUGCUCGAUUGGGCUCGCUCGCGGGCGAACGAGGGGGGUCGUGUCGUAGAGAGGCGGGGUGAGCGCAGAGCGCAGCUGACAGGAGGAAGAGGGGGGAACCGCGGCUGGGGUCCCCUCCGCCAACUGCUCUGAUGCCGGGGGCGUCCGAGCAGGCGGAGACCCAGCAGGAAGAGCCGCAGCCGCCGCCGCCGCAAGAGAGAGAAGAGGAGCGGGUUCCGCCUCCCAGCGGCCGCCGGCGUCCCCCGCCCCCUCCCACCGUCGCUGUCGAGCAAGGGGAGGAGUCUAGCGGCAGCCGAGGGCUCCGGGGAGGCCGGGACCGCGGACGGGCGGCUGCCGCUGCGGCCGCUGCUGCUGCUGCAGCCGCCGCCUCACGCCGAAGAAAGGCCGAAUAUCCCCGACGGCGCCGCAACAGUCCCGGCGGCCGGCAGAGCCAGGAGCCUGAGGAGCCCACACCUGCUGCCGGGGCUGAGGAGGAACCGCCACCAACUGCCGCUCCGCCCGCCGCCUGCAAGAAGGGGACCCCGCGCGGCGCGUACUUGGACAAAGCUGCAGUAAAAGAUCCCAAAGAAGAGGCAGAAGAGGAAGAAGUCUCCAGUAUUAUUGCUGCUGGAACCCCAGUCAGUACUGCCAGGCCUAGUCGGGGCUGGCGUAGCAACAGGGCAGCUGCCUCUAUUCAAGGUGAUGCAGAGAAUUCAAGGAGCUCUAGAUCCAAGACCGGGUCCCUGCAGCUCAUCUGCAAGUCGGAACCAAACACAGACCAGCUAGAAUUUGAGAUCACUGAAGAGCACUCAUCCCCAACUGGAAUCAGCGAUGAAGAAAUGUUCAUCAGUGAAGAAGAUGCUCCCUUCAAAGAUGAUCCGAGAGAUGAAACUUAUAAGCCCCACUUAGACAGGGAAGCUCCAAAGCAAAAGAAAAAAACUGGGAAGGGUAAAGAAGAAAAACAGAAAGAGAUUAAAGUAGAAGUGGAAGUAAAAGAAGAAAGUGAGUUUCGGGAAGAUGAGGAACCACCUAGGAAGAGAGGGAGAAGGAGAAAAGAUGAUAAAAGCCCGCGGCUUCCAAAAAGGAGGAAGAAACCACCAAUACAGUAUGUACGUUGUGAAAUGGAAGGAUGUGGCACUGUCCUUGCACACCCUCGCUAUCUGCAGCAUCACAUCAAAUAUCAGCAUCUGCUGAAAAAGAAAUAUGUAUGUCCUCAUCCUUCUUGUGGGCGACUCUUCCGGCUCCAGAAACAACUUCUGCGACAUGCUAAGCACCACACAGAUCAAAGGGAUUAUAUUUGUGAAUAUUGUGCUCGUGCUUUCAAGAGUUCUCACAAUCUGGCAGUUCACCGAAUGAUCCAUACAGGCGAGAAGCCAUUGCAAUGUGAGAUCUGUGGAUUCACCUGCCGCCAGAAGGCCUCAUUGAACUGGCACAUGAAAAAGCAUGAUGCAGAUACAUUUUAUCAGUUUUCCUGCAAUAUCUGUGGAAAGAAGUUUGAAAAGAAGGACAGUGUUGUAGCACAUAAGGCCAAGAGCCACCCAGAGGUGCUUAUUGCUGAAGCACUGGCAGCCAAUGCAGGCGCACUCAUCACCAGCACUGACAUCCUUGGUACCAAUCCAGAAUCUAUUAUCCAGCCCACUGACAGCCAGGGUCUUCCCCUUCUUCCAGAUCCCAUUGGAAAUGCUACUCCUGGAGAAUGUCUACUGCUGAAUCCUGAUGGCAUGGCUAAGGCGUAUUGCAGCGGGAGUGACCGGGUCAAUCUUAUGGCCGAUGGAAAGAUCUUUGUUGGCAAUGCUAGUGGGGAAAGCACAGAAGGGCUAGUAAUGAACUCAGAGAUACUUGGAGCUACCACUGAAGUUCUAAUUGAAGAUUCUGAUUCUGCAGGACCUUAGUGGAAAAGGAGCACAUGUGUGUUGGAACAAGAUGAACUUGUAUUUAAAAGGGUAAAUGGGGGAAACCUGUUCAACAUAGAGAAACUAUAACAUUAAACUACUAGUCAAAUAACUAAAGGGCCUCUCCCCCCCUCUGCCUUGCUCCGUCCCACCCACCCCCACAGAUCACUACACAUUCUUUCACCAUUCCUUUCUUGAAGAGGAAUGUUGCCUUUAUGCAGACUGACAAAGCAAAGGAAUUUUUGCAAUGCAGUAAAGGGAAGCAGCCAGAGCCUCUCCCUCUCCUUGCCCUCCAAAGUAAGCAAACUUCCUGCUUCUUGACCAUGUUGCAAGAUUGGAGGUGUUUGUACUCUGGACCAGUAUUUUGUUUUCAGAGCCCUCCUUUGCUCCUCAACUUGCACCAUCCUAUUCUAUGCAUUGACCCUUGCAGGCUCUUAGCUUUCCUUCUAGGGUUUGAGAAUAUAGCUUGGCACUUUAGAACCCCGCAGCAGAAUGAGCUGUAAAACAGCAUCUCUUUUCCCUCUCCCCCAUUUACCCCCUCUGCUGGUGUAAAGAAAGAGAGGGGAUAAUGCUGGCACUCUGGUGCUCUCUUUUUCCAAGAAGAGUGCCAUCCUUUUGUACCAUUGCUCUGGCUGCAAAAGUGCUGUGUGGGAGAGGUAGUGAGAAUGGGUGCUAGGCUUUGUAAAAGAAAACUUGCACUUUGAACAUGUCUUGUUUUUAAGUUGUGAUAACAAAUCUUUAUUUAUUUGCUUUUUUAAAAAAGAUCUGUUUUGGUUUUUGUCUAGGAAGGAUUUUUUAAUUUCAAAACUGAAAAUCCUUUGUAAGGAUAUAAAACAGGCAGCCGCUUCAGCAAACCAUGUUUAAAGAACUGUUCCUCACCCAAAGUGAAGGAAGCACUUUUGGAGCAGAAUGUUAUGUAGUGCCCUUUCUGGUUAAUGGCGAAGCUCUUGUUUGCUUCAGCAUUUGUUGCUUGCAGAGGAAAAAAAAAUUUGUGGCGUUGCAACAACUGCAUCAAAGAUUUGACCUUCUGCAAUCAUUAAUCCAAUUGUCCUAAUAUUUUGCUUAUGUGUGUUGCAUUGUUAGGUUUGCAUUUCCCUCUAGUUUUGGUGGGCUAAAUGCCACUAAGCGCAGCAUCUGUUCUGUUAAUUGCUAGUAACUCAUCUUCUAAGACAGUCUGCUUCUUAAGACAUCUUUACAGACAAAACUGGCAUUGGGGAGGAACAACUGCGAGGCACAUAUCCUCUUGUUUCUGUGAAUUUUGGUGGCUUGGGCAUUAAUAGAGGGUGAAACAUGCCUGGAAUUUUGUAGAGGGCUUAGAAAAAUAGUGUGACACUUCUAAUCAGCUCAUAAUUUACUAAACUCAACUUACCAGCUCGUAAUUUGCAUGAACUUUUAGCUAUUAUUUCAAGCUCAUUGUGGCAGAAUACCCUGGUGAUUAGUCUUCUCUCUAGUGGCUAAUAUUCCUAUAGCUAAAAACGCAGUUGAGUUCUGUUGGGAUUAAUCAUGGCUAAGGACUGAUGCCUUUUUGUUUAUUGCUGUUACCUCCUGUAGGUCUGAACUGAACCCUCUUGUGUGGCACUAGCCAACAUUAAUACAUACCCAGCCAUAUUUCUUUGUAGCAGUUCUAAUUGUUUGGCUAGUAGUUGAUUUGUUUACUUAGCUCUGGAAGCUGAACAUUGACAGACUAUAAGAAGUGGUCUGUUGCAACCUGGUACCUUUAGUUUUUGCAGUCUGGCCGCAGGUUUGUCAGCAACUAGUUGGGCUGCAAUACAUUACUGGUGUAUUGCAUGCACACUAGGAGUUACCUAUUGUAGAAGACUCACAUGAGCUACUUACUUCAUGAUUGAGAUUGGCACCAGAAAGACUAGCAAUCUUUUGCAGUAAAAAGCUUGUUUUGCACACUGUUGAGGAGACUGCCAUCCAUAUUGGCUAGAGUGUGCAAUAUUUUGCUGCUUUACCAGUAAGAUCGAAUCAUAAUACAGAUUCUCUUCUAGUGCAGAAGUGACUUGUUUAAGUUUAAGAAAAGAGGCUGUUGAUAGGUAGCUGGCAAUUUACUUGAAGUCCUUUCCAUCUUGAAUUACUGUCAGCCUCUUGUCUACCUUUCCUAGAUAGUUCUGUUAGUCGGUCUCUCUCUCUCAUUGGGUUAAGUUUGUAUGUGGUUUUGUUAAAAGUAACAUAGUUUUAUGUUUAUCUAGGACAGUCCCUUGCACUCUAGAGUAGAUAGUUUCUGUUUUAGGUGUAUAAGCUGAAAACCAUUUGUCCUGACAUAAAAUGGUCCUGCUGCUUCCCUUUAAUGUCUCUCCCACCAUACGCAUGCAGUUUUACUUCAUUCAGUUAUUAUAGCAGUUGCAAUAAACUAUAUAUUUUUUUCUAGUAAGCUUUUUUCCCAUGGGAAAGAAGCAUGGUGCUGGGGGUUGAAGCUGUAUAAUCUCUUCUCUGUAAUAUGAGGUAGUUUACAGUAACUAAUUUUACAUAAACCCACUCCAGAUGCAGUCCCAUAGUCUUGAUGUAUUUGUAACUUCAUUCUGGCUCUGUUAGCCUUGGAUCCCCUUAUUAGUACUGUAUAGGGGAUGAUCUGAAACCCCCUCCAGUGAUUGAACUAAGCUUGUUUGCUAGACGAGCACAUGUUUUCCUUUCAGCGUUUUGUCAGAACAGCAGCAAAAUAGAACUGAUGAGUAUAGGAAGCUCAGGAGUUUUUAAAGGAUUAAUCCUUAGUGUAUGAUAAAUGGUCCAUCUACUUCAAAUAGUUACUGAAUAAUGGCAGCAUACUGAAGCCUUUGGUGGGAGGGGAGGGGGAGAACUGCUAAAUCCAUGGAGAAGCUUUCCAGGAUGAUAGUGAAGUACUGGGGGAAACUCUUCUAGCAUUGUGAAUCCUACCAGACAAGGGGUAGGAUUUGCAGUACUUAGCAGAACUACCUGAAGUAGUAGCCACUGGGUGGCAACAGAGCUGUGUUGCAUUGUGGCACACCCCUAUUUUUUAGUGUUAAGUGGAGGGAUGGUUGAGUUGACAAGUCUUUGAUUGCUUAAAAGCCUUGUUGCAUAUAAAAAUUUCCACAAAGUGAGGGUGGAGAUUUGGUUGGGGGGUGUCGGGGGAGGGGCAGUGAUCCAUAUUGAUAAAAGGUUGUGUAUACAAAAGGAAAUAAAACAAUAAAAAGGGACACUGUUUUU